UGGCAGGAGCAGUUUUGCUUUAAACCAAGCAUGCAUGAUGCUUCCAUCGCCAGCAACAACAACAUACAGCACCAUUGCCAAUAGUAUAGAGGACGAGACAGACAAAUGAGGAUCUACUAAUCGAGACGGCAAAAGACGCGGUAUAUUCACCAACAAAGCUGAGACUGAGAGUGGAAGAGACACGACACCACCAUAAUCCACCAACGACAGGAGUCAGGACUACAACCUCACAACAUUACGUUUUACUGCACUCGGAGAGAUAGACACACACGCACAGAAAUAUGGCAGAGGAGAAGCAGAGCUUAGGCGGUGGCGGAAGAGGAGAUGCGGUAGUGGUGGUGGACCCGAAGCCAAGGAAAGGGCUUACUUCGAAGGUGGUGGACUUUCUGGAGAAGCUCAUCGUCAAGUUCAUGUACGACACUUCUCAGCCUCACCAUUAUCUCUCCGGUAACUUCGCUCCGGUUCACGACGAGACCCCUCCCGCCACCGACCUCCUCGUCAAAGGCUUCCUCCCGGAUUGCUUGAAUGGAGAGUUUGUUAGGGUGGGUCCCAACCCAAAAUUCUCCCCUGUGGCUGCAUAUCACUGGUUUGAUGGAGAUGGCAUGGUUCAUGGUCUGCGCAUCAAAGAUGGGAAAGCAACCUAUGUCUCCCGCUAUGUGAGGACAUCUCGACUUAAACAAGAAGAGUAUUUUGGAGGUGCUAAAUUUAUGAAGAUUGGAGAUCUUAAGGGGCUGUUUGGAUUACUCAUGGUGAACAUGCAAAUGCUGAGAGCAAAACUGAAAGUAUUAGAUGUUUCAUAUGGAACUGGAACAGGUAAUACAGCUCUCAUAUAUCACCAUGGGAAACUUCUAGCACUUUCAGAGGCAGAUAAACCUUAUGUCCUUAAAGUUUUGGAAGAUGGAGAUCUCCAAACACUUGGCAUGCUGGAUUAUGACAAGAGAUUGACUCAUUCUUUCACUGCCCAUCCAAAGGUUGAUCCAUUCACUGGCGAGAUGUUUACAUUUGGCUAUGCACAUACACCACCAUAUAUCACUUACAGAGUAAUUUCAAAGGAUGGUUUCAUGCAUGACCCGGUACCAAUAACAGUACCAGAUCCCAUCAUGAUGCAUGACUUUGCCAUUACUGAGAACUAUGCAAUUUUCAUGGAUCUUCCAUUGUAUUUCAGACCAAAGGAAAUGGUGAAGGAGAACAAGCUGAUAUUCACAUUUGAUGCAACGAAAAAAGCUCGCUUUGGUGUACUUCCUCGGUAUGCAAAGGAUGAGCUGCUAAUCAAAUGGUUUGAGCUUCCAAAUUGCUUCAUAUUUCAUAAUGCCAAUGCGUGGGAGGAGGAGGAUGAAGUUGUUAUGAUCACUUGUCGCCUUGAGAAUCCAAAUCUGGACAUGGUCAGUGGGACUAUCAAAGAAAAUCUUGAAAACUUCUGCAACGAGCUGUAUGAGAUGAGAUUCAAUAUGAAAACUGGUCUAGCUUCACAGAAGAAGUUAUCGGCAUCUGCUGUUGAUUUUCCAAGGGUUAAUGAGAGCUACACUGGCAGGAGACAGCAAUAUGUAUAUGGAACCAUACUUGAUAACAUUACAAAAGUCAAGGGGAUUAUCAAAUUUGAUCUGCAUGCUGAACCAGAGACUGGAAAAACAAAGCUUGAAGUUGGAGGAAAUGUUAAAGGCAUCUAUGACUUGGGACCCAGCAGAUUUGGUUCUGAGGCUAUUUUUGUCCCUCGCCUGCCUGGCAUUACUUCUGAAGAAGAUGAUGGCUACUUAAUAUUCUUUGUGCAUGAUGAGAAUACAGGAAAAUCAUCAGUGCAUGUAAUUGAUGCAAAAACAAUGUCAGCUGAUCCUAUUGCAGUUGUUGAGUUGCCCCACCGAGUUCCAUACGGAUUCCAUGCCUUCUUUGUGACAGAGGACCAACUUCAAGAUCAGGCAAAACUCUGAUUUUCUGCCAGUUGGAGACUGCACAAUGUAUGUUAAAUAGAGAAUGAAGGCGGAUCCAUGUAAAUUAUACGCAAGAGACCUCUCUGGCAGCACUCACUACUUUGACGAUAUUGUUCCACACAUCAUACGGAUUGUAAUAAUUACUAUGUCGACCUGGAAGAAGUAUGUACGAUGUUUUUCUUCCCCGGUGACCUGAAGCAAAUUCAUGAUACUUCUUAAUAGCAGCCUUUACCUCUGUUAUGAUUUA
Messenger RNA from Juglans microcarpa x Juglans regia, 2172 nucleotides. RefSeq names its product carotenoid 9,10(9',10')-cleavage dioxygenase 1. The record is from RefSeq and is a predicted model, not a curated record. Gene Ontology annotation, biological process: carotene catabolic process. NCBI's taxonomy places the organism in Eukaryota, Viridiplantae, Streptophyta, Magnoliopsida, Fagales, Juglandaceae. Gene Ontology annotation, molecular function: carotenoid dioxygenase activity. The transcript has 15 exons. Gene Ontology annotation, cellular component: chloroplast stroma. The coding region runs from base 282 to 1925 and encodes 547 amino acids.